Messenger RNA from Clarias gariepinus (North African catfish), 3639 nucleotides. It is a transcript of the gene lamb3, whose product is annotated as laminin subunit beta 3. Bases 26 to 3514 code for a protein of 1162 amino acids. NCBI's taxonomy places the organism in Eukaryota, Metazoa, Chordata, Actinopteri, Siluriformes, Clariidae. The transcript is spliced from 22 exons. The record is from RefSeq and is a predicted model, not a curated record. Gene Ontology annotation, biological process: cell migration; substrate adhesion-dependent cell spreading; basement membrane assembly. Gene Ontology annotation, cellular component: laminin trimer.
GAGCUACCGUGUUUAUUUCUUCAGGAUGAAGACUCUGAUCAUUCUACAGAUCACUGCAGCACUUAUAGCAGUGUGUGUGGCGCAGCAGGAGUGUGUGAGGGGGGCAUGUUAUCCUCCGCUGGGUGAUUUACUGACAGGCCAAGAGACGGAACUCAGAGCCUCCUCUACAUGCGGCCUCACCGGCAUCGAGGUGUUCUGUACACCUUUAGGACAGUGGAAGAUGAAGUGUUGUCCAUGUGACUCGAGAAUUGCAGCCGGUCCAAACGCGCACACGAUCCAGGACGUCCUGAGCCCCGCUGGACCCGAGCGCUGGUGGCAGAGCAAGAAAGAUGUGAGUCCUGUCACUAUAGAGUUGAACCUGAAGCAGCUGUUCCACAUCAACAACCUACUACUGCACUUCAAGGGCCCGCGGCCGGACGCACUGGUGAUUGAGAGGACGUCUGAUUUCGGGAGGUCGUGGACUCCGGCCCUCUACAUGGCCACCGAGUGUCAAUCCUCUUUCCCUCACGUCCCGACGACGCCCUCUGACCUCGACGGCCCCCACUGCUACACACUGCCCUCCAACACCAACAACCCCUUCCAGGACCAGAGGGUGUAUUUCCACCCACUGCUGCAGUACUCCAGCAUUCCUGUACCACACGAAGAGAAGAUUGAGAGGCUGUCAGGUUACACUGGGCUGCGUGUGAACCUGACUCGGUUUGGGGCGGUGCCGUACACCCCUGGCCGACACCCGUCACGCUUCUACGCCCUGAAGGAGAUGAAGCUGGUUGGCUCGUGCUUCUGUCACGGCCAUUCUGACCGCUGCCUCCCUGACCCCGCCUCCACACACCCGUCUAACACAGAGAUGUACAGUGCCUGUGACUGUCAACACAACACAGCAGGUGUGAACUGUGAGCGCUGUGCUGACCUUUACAAUGACCUUCCAUGGCAACCAGCAGAGAGAGACGACACACACACCUGCAAACGCUGUGAGUGUAACGGCCACGCCCAGCGCUGCCGGUUCGACUCCGCCCUGUAUGAGCUGAGCGGCCGGCGGAGCGGAGGAGUGUGUGAGGAGUGUACACACCACACCACAGGAACACACUGUGAGCGCUGCGCGGAGAACUAUUACAGGAACCCUCGGAGCAACAUGCAGAGACCUGACGCUUGUUUACGGUGUCAGUGUGACAAUGCAGGGUCAGAGGUCAGGCAGCAGUGUGAUGAAGUAACAGGGGCGUGUCUCUGUAAGCAGAAUGUGGGUGGAGCUCGCUGUGACCGCUGUAAACCCGGGUACUACGGCCUCAGCAGUGCCAACCUGCUGGGCUGCUCCAAGUGCUCCUGCAGUUCUGUCGGCUCCCUCCACAGUGUGUGUGAUGAAGUGACAGGACAGUGUGUGUGCAGGCCCAACGUUGGAGGAAGGUCAUGUGACCGGUGCGCUGAUGGAUUCUGGAACUCAUCGACAGGGUGUCGGCCGUGUGACUGUGACAUCACCAACGCCAUCGGCAACACCUGUGACAAGCUGACAGGUCAGUGUGUGUGUCGUCCUGGUUUUGGCGGUCGAACCUGCAGCGGCUGUCCUGAGAACACAUACGGAGAUGCUCUCACCGGCUGCAGAUCAUGUGUGUGUGACCGCGAGGGCAGUGUGUCCGGGGGGUGUGACCGUCGUACAGGCGCGUGUGUGUGUAAGCCAGGUGUGGUAGGGGACAGGUGUGACAUGUGUGGGCGUGGUCACUGCGCUCAGUUCCCCAACUGCCCCGUCUGCCCGUCCUGCUUCUUCUCGCUUGAUGCAGAGCUGCAGAACCUCACGCUCCGUCUGAAGCACAUUUCAGACACGCUCACACACUCACUGCCCCCCCGAAGCCCCACACACACACUGCAACGCAUCACAGACGCACAGCACACACUCCGGAGAAUUACCAGCGCCCUGCAGCAGCUUCCUAAUGACAGAGACCUGUACUGGAACUAUACACACCAUUUAAACACACUGCAAUCUGAGUUGAAGAAGGUGGAGUCGGAUUUGAAGAGUUCAGGUGUAGUUUAUCCUCCAGACCUGGAGGGGGAGCUGCGCAGACUGCAGGAACAGCUGUCCAAUAUCAACUUGGAAUACAACGCCAAGAAACAAGGAGCAACGCACAGUGGCUCUGACUAUGCUGGAGUCCUGGAUGCUGUUAAAGGCGCCUAUAAUAGAUCCACAGACGCGGUGAAUCGUGUGGACGAAACAGCAGACACACUCGACAGCUCUGCAUCCGUCAGAGGCGACGCCAUUAAAGGCCUGAAUGACGUUCAGCCCAUUAACACACAGGACCUGCAGACGCUCGGAAAGGACCUGGCAACCCGGCCCAACCUCACACCUACAGCCACACAGGUGUGUGGCAGUGGGCGUGUGCUGCCAUGUACCCCUCAGCAAUGCGAGGGCGAACUGUGUCCUGUAGAUGGAGCGCCCCCUUGUGUACAGGGACAGAAGUGCGUAGGGGCGUUACCUUGGAGUCAGAGGGCGGAGCAAGAUACGGUGGAGGUGAAGGACAAACUGCAACAACUUAAUGACAAGAUCACUCAGGCAUACACACAGAUUCAGAAGUCCCAGGACUCGACCAAUCAGGUGAGACUGUCUGCAAACGAGCUGUCCAAUCAGAUGAAGCGUACACGUGAUGACAUCGAUGAGGGACUGAAGGACAUUAAAGACUUUGUUAAGAACCUGAAGGACUUCCUGUCAGACCCGACCGCUGACCCUGCAGCAGUGCAGCGUGUGUGUGAUGGUGUGUUGGGGGUGAAACUGCCUGAGACGGUUGACGCCCUGAAGAACAAGCUGAAAGAGAUUCAGGACGUGGCUGCCUCACUGCCUGACACCAGCACGGUCCUAAAGAACGCCAGCUCACGCCUGCAGGAGGCGCAGAAACUACUGGAGAACGCCGAGAACGCCAGGGACACAGCACUGGGUCUGCAGGAGAACACUGAGGAGGUUCUGGCGUCUCUGAAUGAUGGUGAGGACGCCCUCACUGACAUGGAGGAGAAACUGAAGGAGAACCUCAACAUCAUUGAUGGAGUCAGGAACAACAUCGUGAACGUGGAGGACGUUCUGCUUCCUGUUGAGGGUUUAGUGAAUGAGGGGAAAGGGGUAGUGGACACACUGCGCCCCCUGCUGGACCCGCUGAAGGAGGACGUGCUCAGAGGAAGGGAACUAGCAGAAGAGGCGGGGGAGAAGGCAGAGGGGGCGGAGCAUGAGGCCAAUACUGCAGCAAAGGACCUGGAGUUACUACAGCAGCAGUUGUUGAAGCUAAAGGAGAACACAGACACAACAAACACUACAGGUGCAGCAGGAGAGCGUCUACACACACUGCAGAAUGAUGCAACAGACCUGAUCCAGGAGACUACUGACAUCCUGAACCAACUCACAGAUAAGGAGGCGGGGCUGCGGACGCUGGGGGAGGAGCUAAUGCUGAACUCUCAUAAACUAGAGGGUUUGGAGUCUCGGCUGAAGGAGCUGAUCAGGAACAUCAGCGCUAAAGUCAACAACCUGAGUGGCUGUGUGGGCUGAAGAGUCUGAUCUAACACACACCUUCACAUAAAACACACACCUUCAGUUCAUCACAACUGUAUUUAUAUGUAAUGUUUCAUUUCUGCUUUUUGUUUCAUAAUAAAUUAAGAGACGUGAGCACUGUG